AACUAGUUCUUCUUUAAUCGCGUUUAAAUUAACGCCGCCGCGUGGCCAUCGCCGUAUUAAACCCCAAUUCUCAGAUUUUCAUCGCCGGAAUCCUCGCUGAUCACGCGACCUCAACUUCGGCGGUCGAGAUUAUGGCGGCUACUAAUCAGCUCAAUGUCGAGGAGCGGCCGUCGUGGGGGUCUCGGAGCGUCGAGUGCUUCGAAAAACUCGAGCAAAUCGGGGAAGGCACAUACGGUCAAGUAUAUAUGGCAAGAGAAAAGAGAACUGGAGAUAUUGUCGCUUUGAAAAAGAUACGGAUGGAUAAUGAAAAAGAGGGGUUUCCCAUCACUGCUAUCCGAGAAAUUAAAAUUCUAAAGAAGCUACAACAUGAAAAUGUUAUUCAGUUGAAAGAGAUAGUGACAUCUCCUGGUCGGGAAACCAACGAGCAGGUACAGCCAGUUGCAGACACAGAGAACAAUAAGUACAAGGGAAGCAUUUAUAUGGUGUUUGAAUACAUGGAUCACGACUUAACUGGCCUAGCAGAUCGUCCUGGACUAAGAUUUACUGUUCCCCAAAUAAAAUGUUACAUGAAGCAACUGCUCACAGGUCUUCAUUACUGUCAUGUUAAUCAAGUGCUUCAUAGGGAUAUAAAAGGCUCCAAUCUUCUCAUUGACAACGAGGGAAACCUGAAACUUGCAGAUUUUGGACUUGCACGUUCCUUUUCCAAUGACAUUAAUGCUAAUCUUACAAAUCGGGUUAUAACAUUGUGGUACAGACCUCCAGAGUUACUUCUUGGAGCUACAAAGUAUGGCCCAGCUGUAGACAUGUGGUCUGUGGGUUGUAUCUUUGCUGAACUAUUGUAUGGAAAACCAAUCUUACCAGGAAAGAAUGAGCCUGAACAGUUGAAUAAAAUAUUUGAGCUUUGUGGAACCCCUGAUGAGUUGAUAUGGCCCGGAGUUUCCAAGAUUCCUUGGUAUAACAAAUUUAAGCCUACUCGUCCAAUGAAAAAGCGAAUCCGGGAGCUCUUUAGACAUUUCGACAGACAUGCUUUGGAUUUACUGGAGAAAAUGCUAGUUCUUGAUCCUGCACAGAGAAUCUCAGCAAAGGACGCUUUAGAUGCAGAAUAUUUCUGGAAUGAUCCCUUACCUUGUGAUCCAAAAAGUUUACCAAAAUACGAAUCAUCACACGAGUUCCAGACAAAGAAGAAGAGACAGCAACAACGACAGAAUGAAGAAAUCGCAAAACGGCAGAAGUUGCAGCAUCCACAGCAACAUGCUCGCUUGCCCCCCAUCCAACAAUCCGGACAGUCACAUCAACAGCACUGGAAUGGCCCUGGUCAUCAGAUGAACAACAACUCUCAGAUGGCCAUGUCUGGUGCACCCAGUCAUCAUCAAUACGGAAAGCCACGUGGCCCACCAGCAGGGCCCAGUAGGUAUCCCACAGGUGGGGCUGGAGGUGGUGGUGGUGGCGGCUACUAUCAAGAUCGCGGAGGCCAGAGUGGAGGCUAUAGUAGUGCCCCGUUCCCCUCACAGGGGCGAGGACCCCCACCAUAUCCUGGAAACACAGCCCCCUCAAACGGCCCCCGAGGAGCAGCUGGUGGAUACGGGGCUCCUCCUAACUACUCACAAAGCGGCCAAUACAACGGAAGGGGUCCAAAUCCGAUGGGUGGCAACAGAAACCAGCAGUAUGGUUGGCAGCAAUAGCAAAGACAAGUAGCUGUUGCAAAUUGUUAGCAGCAGUAUGGUUGGCAGCAAUAGCAACAGAAACCAACAUAAACGCGUCACAUACGAGGGGGAGGAUCCGUUGCCUCCAAUUGUUUCAAGUGGUUGCAGUUUUGCAAAUUGUUACUAGGCUUUGUAUAUCUAGUUGUUUUUCUUGAUUAAUUGGUAUAGAUUUUUGUCAAGAAUGAGUGGAUUGAUUGGUCACUGAAUUCACAUAUUUAACCAUUUAGGCUGUUGUACCUUUGCAUGACCAUUAUUGGUAUUCUGUUAUCUGUUGUCACUAUAUUUGGUUUCUACAUGUAAUAUUUUCAAUUUUA
Messenger RNA from Salvia splendens (bonfire salvia), 2017 nucleotides. Its product is annotated as cyclin-dependent kinase C-1. The transcript has 12 exons. Gene Ontology annotation, molecular function: ATP binding; RNA polymerase II CTD heptapeptide repeat kinase activity. Gene Ontology annotation, cellular component: nucleus; cyclin-dependent protein kinase holoenzyme complex. NCBI's taxonomy places the organism in Eukaryota, Viridiplantae, Streptophyta, Magnoliopsida, Lamiales, Lamiaceae. Gene Ontology annotation, biological process: positive regulation of transcription elongation by RNA polymerase II; protein phosphorylation. The record is from RefSeq and is a predicted model, not a curated record. Bases 132 to 1682 code for a protein of 516 amino acids.